Molecule: messenger RNA, 1179 nt
Organism: Entamoeba nuttalli P19
Lineage: Eukaryota; Evosea; Mastigamoebida; Endamoebidae
Exons: 1
Coding region: 1-1179 (392 amino acids)
Source: RefSeq, a predicted model, not a curated record
AUGCAAGACCUUAUGAAUGCUCUUCAAGCAAAUGGUAAUGAAACUAUAGACAGAAUAAGAAAAAUUGAAGAGCGAUUAGACUCACAACAACAAAUUAUUGAAAAAUUAACAUUAGAGAAUAGAAAUCUUCAUCAUCUUUUAUUUUCCAUUAUUAAAACAAGACUACUUGAAAUAGAUGAUGUUUAUGAUGAUGACAUUGAUUCUCAAUACAUAGAAAAAAUGAUUGGUGAUAGAAAUCAAAGUCUUUCUAUGUUUGGUAUUUCUAGUUUUAAUUAUAUUAACGAAGUAAGAAAAGUAGAUAAACCACUUAAACCAAUAACACCAGAAAUACUUAUUGCAUGUUAUAAACUAACAGAAAAUGAAAGUGAAAAAACAAGUAUUUUAUGUGCAAUUUCAAAAAAUACUAAAUUAGAAUAUUCAACUUCAUUAUGUGAUAUUCUUGUUUCACAUAUUGGAGAUUCUAAUGAAGUAAAUGAAGAUUUAGCAAUAGAUGCUUUUUGUUCAAUGAAAUGUAAAUAUAAAAAUGAACAAUUAAUUCUUAAUUUAUGUCAGUGUUUAAUUGAAACACCAAAUGAUAAUCUAACAAAGAAAAUGAAAUUGGCAUAUUUAAUAUUAAGAUAUUCUGAAAUAGAAGACCAUUAUAUAAGAAAAGCUAUGUUUACAUCAGGAAUUAUUGAAUAUAUUUGUGAAGAUUAUUUAUCACUUCAACAAUGUGGAAGUCUUGGAGUAUUACUUUUAGUAAUUAAAAAUUUAUUAGAUGACCAAAGUUAUACUGAUUUUAUUCCUUUUGAAUGUGUAGAAGCUAUUAUUCAUUCUCCUUUAUGGUAUGAAGAUUUUCAAGAUAACCAAUGGAAACAAUUAACUCAUUUUGAACCUUUUUCAUUACUAAAAAAUCUUUGUUCAUCUCCUAUUCAAAGGAAUGUUAUUAGUAGAAGUGGAUUACUUGAAGAUAUUUUUGAACACAUAGACGUAGAUAAUAAAGAUUGUCUUCUUAUUUUAUUAGAAUUAAAUAAAAUCUGUCCUCAAGAUGUUGUUGAUUAUACUGAAAUUAUAAAAGAAGCAAUGAAAGACCAUCAAGAAGAUAAGGAAUACCUUCAAAUAGCAACUCAUCUCCUUUGUGCAAUUGCAUUAUCUCAAUCUUCAACUUCAAGACAAUAUCAUCUUGAAACUCAAAAAUAA